Pseudoliparis swirei is the source of this 2514-nucleotide messenger RNA. Its product is annotated as transmembrane protein 100. The coding region runs from base 192 to 575 and encodes 127 amino acids. The transcript has a single exon. Gene Ontology annotation, biological process: cellular response to BMP stimulus. The record is from RefSeq and is a predicted model, not a curated record. NCBI's taxonomy places the organism in Eukaryota, Metazoa, Chordata, Actinopteri, Perciformes, Liparidae.
UUCCGCGCUGAUGUAGAAGCCUUCCUCUUCAGUCAUUUCUCCAGUGUCACAGAAAGCUUCUUCUCCUUUCUCUCUUUUUGUGAUUUUCUCUAUUUUUUUCUGCAUCUCCAGGCCAGAGCUGACUGCGAACGGGAUCCAAGAGGCCCACGUUGCGGUCUGGCUCCAGGAACCACCAGCUCCCAGAAAUCAGGAUGGGCUGUACAACAGGCCACCUGGCUUGCCAGCCCCAGACCAACACGGGGCAGGAGGCUCAGUCACUGGAGGCUGCCGGGCCCAAAGUCCCCGACGUGCUCUCCUCUCUGGAGCGUCUGUCCCAGGCCACUGGUGGCAUGGAGAAGUCGUGGUACCGCUGCAUCUUUCCCUUUGGAAUCAUCUCUCUGGUGAUCGGAGUCGCAGGAACCGGGGUGACCUACACCUAUAAUGACCUGCCUCAGACUAAAGUGGUGUCAGUCAUUCUACUUGUCAUGGGCCUUUUUCUGCUGCUGAUGGCAACUGCCUGUUGGACUGUCCACAAGAACAAGAGAAGGAAAAAGAAAGAGGGAGGUUCGUUCACCUCUGAGCAGUGUCCCCUGUGAAGAACAUGGGGGAAACAGUGGUAGGAACUUGAAAGCAGAGACAUACCCAGUGCUGGGAGCUCACGGGUUGGCUAAAGAAGCCGCCACUACACCUCCUCCCAGCGCCAAAUCCCCUCUAUUCUUCAUCACAGAGCUUGGCUCAGCGCAUACCGGAGAGAACUUGAGCUGAGAUAUUAUAGAGUGGAAGGACAGAUAGGCAGGAAGUACUGUAUCUGUUUCGUCUGUCAAGUUUGGACCAUUUUGGACUGACAAGGAGGGAUCACCAAUGCCUCACACGCUCUUUUACCAUCAGAUAACAGGUGUCCAGUGUCAAAACAACCUCAGAGGAGACACACACAAAUAUGCAUUGCACACUACAUGCAUAUUUACCCCACGGAUACACGGCCCUCGCAGCCCUCGUUCACAUAUGCACUAGCAGUCACAGUGGGAGCUCGCGCAGACACCUAACACGCUAUGCAGAGCUGCUGCCGGAGUCCAUGCUGGCGUCACUAGGCACGUCAGUCGCAGCAUUCCUCUUGCCAGGACAGGUGACUCUCCAAGAGGCCAGAAGUGGGCCAAAGACGGCAACCUGAUACCCGACCCGAAAGAGCAGCGCACCCGCGUCAGCGGCCAGCGUCAUUCACUCGUCCUGUGACACCGCAGCAAUGUGUUGGGAGCUUUUUUUACGCAAUGGGAGAGUGGAACUUGAGUCCAGCAGGAUCUUAGUGGCAUCCGUGUGAGCGAUGAGCCGGAGAGGGCAGAGGACCUGCUAGGUGUUUGUGUGUGCUCAAAUAAAGAUUCUGGUGAACUGAAAGUCGGUUGGACCUGUUGGACUUCACUCCUGAGAAACAAAAGAUGUAGCCAUGUCCAAGCCAAGCGAGAGGGACGACAUGCCCUGAAAGGCCUUUUGUAGCUUCAGCUUCACGGUAGAAAGGAGUGGGGCACUCACUUUUUGCCCUCCUUUCAAUGUGCGCGCAUUCACGCCCAGCCUAGUGUCCUGUGUGGGGCACCUCAACCCCACACAGGACAGGCCAGGAUUACUGAAGGACACUACCCGAGGGGACAUGCCACUGUAGGGACACUUUGACUGAUCCUGCUCCCCUAGGCCCCUCCCUCUUGGUGCCUUGAGCAAGCACUCAUGGAAAAAGGCUCUGUCGCAUUCCGCCGUUUCCAUCUGAACCCCUGAGAAUGUCCCCCCUUGUUCUCUCUCUUUAGCCCAACAGGACUCUCUUCAUUCAUCCCACAUGCCUUCCUCCAUCCUAAAUCCUUAGUUUCUGACUUGAUCGCCUCAUUUCCCCUUUGUUAUAUAGCCCAACAGCGAACACUUAAAUGUGAGACAUUUGUCUUUAUCACUUCUUGCCAAAGAAAAUGGAAUCAUUUUGCUCACAUAGUGGAAAGUAUUGAAAAUAUAAUACAAUGCUGUUCUCUGAUAAGUGUCUCUGGGGUUUCCCUUCCGUAUACUUUUUCUUUUGUAAGGAAGAGUGAAUGUAGCUGUGCUCAACGCCACAGCUGUGAAUAGGUGCUUUCUGUUUGGUGUGUGGUCUCACAGGAUGAGACACACUACGGCAUUUUAGUCAUGUCUUAAAUAUAUUCUUGGCACUGAAUGUAACAUGGGAGGGAAAAUACAAACCACGGAAGUAGAAAGUGCAAAACGGAGAAUGUUUAUCGGAGCUGAAAGGAGCCUGUUUGUCUCCGUGUGAAGCACCGCAUAAAAGCUCUCCUUCAACCCUGAGAACUAUUAUUGAUCACUGUUUCAUCGAUUCUGGCUCCCAGAUUGGUGACUCUUGUAAAAUGUGUCUAUGCACCCCGAGGUAGCAGUUAACACACAAUGCCAAAGACCGCCCUGCAGACCAGCUGCUUCAACAUGCAACCAUUAGUCCUCUCUCACACAUGUCUUUGCUGAUCAGUGUGCAUUUAGAUGUUCUGUUGUAUACCGAUUGUCAGCCAAACUCUGUUUAAC